This is a messenger RNA of Cladocopium goreaui, 1401 nucleotides long. The record is from the annotation of a GenBank genome assembly. NCBI's taxonomy places the organism in Eukaryota, Dinophyceae, Suessiales, Symbiodiniaceae.
UGAAGAGAAAAUGAGGAUUUUGGUUCUCGCGGGCUGAACAUGGACCUCACAGCAUGGAUCAGCCCCAUUGGCUCAAUCCAACAUCCAAUUACUUCGAAGCCCGCAGCACGGAGCCACGGUGCGGCAUGGUGACCAUGGUGCCAUGUCUUCAGCUCAUGCUGUUGGGAAUGCUUUCAACUUGCGCUGCUCUGAAGACGUUGGCUCCGCCACCGGCGGUGCUAGCCUUGCAGCGUUUCCCGCAGCGCCACGGCAUCCGCAGCGCAGCGGGCAGCAUGCGCAGCAUGGAGCGCAGCGGUCUGGCUGGGACCACGUGUUCAUCACGUCAGAUUUCGGCCCUCACCAAGCACCAGUCCGUGCUGAAGCACAGCAUGAAACGGAACCGCCUGGCUACGCGGGACGGAGAACUCAGCAUGGUGCGGUUGAAGGAUGUGGCCUCCACUGAGUACGUGGGUGUCUUGGGCGUGGGCAGCAACUGCUCCGCAGGUCGCUGUGUUCCUGCGGCGGAGCUCUAUGUGGUCUUUGACACAGGCAGUGCUGAUGUGUGGCUGGCUUCAGAUUUGUGCACCUCUGGGCCGUGCACCAUGGAAGGCCGUCAUCGCUUCAAUCGCAGCAGUUCCAGUACCUUUCGCCAAGAUCAGACACCCCAAGCGGUCACCACGGAAUACGCUACGGGUGCCUUGAGCGGCGUCAUGGGCACGGACGAGCUGUGGCUUGGCCCUGAGAUCUCAGCAGCACAGCAGUUCGGACUCAUCUCACAGGAGUACGGCUCGGCCUUUCUGACGAUGCCAUUGGAUGGCAUCGUGGGCUUGGGAUUUCAGGAUUUGGUGAACGUCAACGGCAAGGCACUGAUGGAGACCUUGGUGGAGAAGGUACUUGCGCACGUGGAGUUUGCCUUCUUUUUCUUCCAAGACAUUUCCAAAGGUGGUGCCUUGAUUUGGGGUGACGCGGAGCAACUGAAGCUCCACAAAGGGUCCAUCACCUGGUUUCCGGUGGCGCAGGAGAAGUAUUGGUCCGUGCCACUGCGUGGAUUCCGUUUGGGUCGCAACAGCACAGAGGAUUUGUUGCACCUGUUGUUGCCCUUCGAAAGACAUCCGGAGGAUGGUCCUGUGAUGGCAUCGGCUGAUGUUGAGCUCUAUCAGAAGGCGCAGUUGAUCUUGGACAGCGGCACCACCUUCUUUACGGCACCGCAGCGUUUGUUUAACAAGAUCACCACUGUCAUGGAGCCAACCAGCUGUCAUCACAUCCAUGUCUUUCCCGACUUAGUCUUCACGGUUGGAACGGACUUGAGGAAUUUCAGUGCAGUGCACGAGCUCGUGGUGCCUCCUGAGGUCUAUAUGGUGAGGGAUCCCUUUGAUCAUCACUGCGAACCGGGCUUCAUGAAUUUGGCCGCCCUACCACAGG